AUGGUGAGAAGGUUGAUGCACAAGAAGGAUAUUGCAUCUUCAAAGAAUGCGCCAAGGAAAGCGGCCGUCGCCGCAUCCAGUCCACACGCUCACCAUGCCGCCGGAUCUCGUGGACCGCGCGAUCACCAUGCAGCUCCACAAGGCCGGACUUCUGGUCCUGGUGCUGCGCGGUCCGCGAGACUCCGCUACGCACAAUCGCACGGUGCCUGCACAGCACACGUCCCCGUCUAUAAUCUGGAACCCUACGCGGUGCGGAGCUCUGGAACAGGCCCCUGUAGGCCCACCUGUCGUGCGUCCCGUCGACAUCCCCUUGCGCAUCUACGCUAUUGCGAUGGGCUGGGAUACAAUUUACCACCACGGGAAAACCUUCGCGGACCUCGAGGCCGUGGGCCUCCGCACGGGCAGGCUGCUAUCCACCGUGACCGUUGCGGAGCCAGACCAGCUGCGAUCCAACAAGCGGGGGAUUUGGCGGCUGGCUGGUCGCGAGGUUCCCGUGGGCCUUAG
Aspergillus mulundensis is the source of this 504-nucleotide messenger RNA. RefSeq lists its product as uncharacterized. The coding region runs from base 1 to 504 and encodes 167 amino acids. The transcript has 2 exons. NCBI's taxonomy places the organism in Eukaryota, Fungi, Ascomycota, Eurotiomycetes, Eurotiales, Aspergillaceae. The record is from RefSeq and is a predicted model, not a curated record.